AUGGCUCUUUUUUCCUACUUCAGCUCCAAUGGCAGGAGCGUGGAAAUGGAAAACGGCGAUGAAUACGAAGAUGCUGGAACAGGGACUGCUCUUUCUUCCAUCGCAGAUGCAUUUGAGGAAAUCACGGAUCUCAUCAUUAAACAUGAUGAUGGCGGUGAUUCUGUUGAUUUAAAAUUAAAGCCUUUUUGUGAUGCAUGUUCUUUAGUUUCUGUGCUCUUUGGUUGCCUAGGCAUCGCUUUUAAAUUCGCCGAGAUGGAAUAUACCUCUAAGGUGCGUGAUCUGACUGAAGCAUCAGAGCGAUUUGUGACUUUAAGAAAUGUAGUUGAUUAUGAUUUAGGUAACAACACAGUAAAGUCACCUGGGAGCCUUACACGUAAUCUUCGCAGAGUUAGGCAGGGUCUUGAUCUUAUUAGACAGUUGUUUCAGAAUUUUUUGAUCACCAAGGAAUACUACUCGCUAAAAGAAGCAGCUUCAUCGGCAUACCAACAAGUUUGUGCACCAUACCACACAUGGGCAGUGAGAACCGCAGUUUCGGCUGGGAUGUGUGCUCUUCCAUCAAGGGAUCAACUCCUAUUGAAUUUAAAUGAAACUGAACCAUCAGCGGCAAAGGAAAUGAGAAGGUAUAUAAAAGCCUCGCUUCCAGUAAUAACGUACAUAGAUAAUUUAUACAUUUCGAGGGGAAUCACCUUAGAUUGGUGA
Molecule: messenger RNA, 699 nt
Organism: Cynara cardunculus var. scolymus (artichoke)
Lineage: Eukaryota; Viridiplantae; Streptophyta; Magnoliopsida; Asterales; Asteraceae
Product: ACD11 homolog protein-like
Exons: 5
Coding region: 1-699 (232 amino acids)
Biological process (GO): ceramide transport; intermembrane lipid transfer
Cellular component (GO): cytoplasm; cytosol; membrane
Molecular function (GO): ceramide 1-phosphate transfer activity; ceramide 1-phosphate binding
Source: RefSeq, a predicted model, not a curated record